AUGUGCUUUGGAGAAACCAGAUCUAAUCCGGUCAUCUCCAUCUCAAUCAUAUCAUCUCCAAUCAUCAACAUGGAUUUGUUCCUGGUCGCUCUUACCCAAGGUGGUGUCUUAUCACCUGUUCUUUUUAACAUAUUCACUGCCGAACUUCCUGGUAUACUCAGAGAAGCUGGAGUCAUAGCUAAAGUAUAUGCUGAUGACUUGAAAAUUUAUAAGACGAUCUCGCAUAAUACGGACUAUCUGGUCCUGCAAAAGGCCAUAGAUGUAACAGUCGACUGGUCCAAGAAGUGGCAGUUGCCAGUAGCUUCACAGUAG
Messenger RNA from Cooperia oncophora, 312 nucleotides. The record is from the annotation of a GenBank genome assembly. Lineage: Eukaryota; Metazoa; Nematoda; Chromadorea; Rhabditida; Trichostrongylidae.